AUGGCACGAUCAUCUGUGCUGCUCGUCCUGACUGGGCUGGCCGUGGUACUCGCACAGACCAACGACAUGGGUUCUGUCUCACCCUCGUCGACACCGGGACUGUAUGCCGCAUCAACAACGACAUUCACCAGCCCAACAUGGAUCCCGACGACCGCACCGCCGACCAACACAUCAGACUUUGGCCAGAACGCUGGUGUUCUCUGUUUCUACCUGGGCUGUAUGCUUGUGGGUGGUAUUCUCACCAUGAUCUUUCGCAAAUUUUUCGUGGUGCUGACCACCGCACUGGCGGGCAGUCUGCUUGUAAUGCUCGAAAAGCUUGAGCAUGACACAAUGCCGGCUCCUGACGACAAGGAUUUUGGCUCUUCUGCGUUGAUUAUGCUUUUGGCCUGGUUCCUCUUUGGGGUCGUUUGUUUCGUCUGCCAAUACCUCAUUGGACAUCGCACAGCCUCCAAGGCCGUGCGCCCAGCCUCAUCGGCCGGGGGUGAGGCCCGCAGCACGCUCAACGCAAUGCUGGCCGACCCCUCGCUCAUCGAGGCAGCCGCUUCAGUCAAGAAGCUUCCCUCGGGCAAGACGGGUAAGCCGCGCUUGAGCCCGCGCUACGUCAAUAAGCUGCGCAAGGAGUUUGCGAUGGCUGGUCGUGCCGAUGAAUUUCCUAUUGCCCAGAAAGAAACCAAGUUUGAGCGUCGCGAGCCCAACAAGGGCCAUCAGUGGCAACGUGCCAAGGCAGAGCGGCUGGAGAAAAUCAAGGCAAACAUGGAAAAGAUGGAUCAGAUGGUCGAGGACUUUCGGGCGGAGAAGCGCGAAAAACGUCGCGUUCAACGCGAGAAGCGUGGUGUUCUUCUGCGCAUGCCGCUUCGUCGUCACCAUCAUACCAGCAAGAUGGAGCGGGAGCCCCUUCUCGAGAAUUCAUCUCUCUCCGGAGGGACAUCGGCCGACGGUAGCGUUCAGUAUCUCAACAGUCUGAGUCAAUCCCAUCGAAACAGUCCGGACCUCAAAGAAGAAUCGCGAACAUGGGCCAUCAUCUCAAACCUCAUGGGUGGCAUCUACUUUGUCGCUUGGUCCGUCUCCUUCUAUCCCCAAAUGUACAACGUAGUGGGCUUCUUGUGCUACAGCAUCUUCAACGGGCUCUUUUAUUGGUCCCCUGAUACACAGAGCCUAUACCGCAGUCACCACCAUGGCAAAAACAACCAGGUGCAGGCCUCGGACGUUUUCUUUGCCCUGCACGCGCUGGCCCUGACCUUGGUCACAGUCUUUCAAAUCUUUAUCUACGAGCGGGGCAACCAACGCGUCUCGCUCUAUUGCAAGUUGUAUCUGAACCACAAGCGACGCUCAACCGAAGGCAUGAACAUCCACAACUUCUUGCUCGAUUUUACCGGUGGCUCCUUAUCCGUGGCCCAACUGUGCCUUGACGCCAGGCUCACGCAUGACUGGAGCGCUAUCACUGGUGAUGUGGCCAAGUUUGGCCUUGGCAUGGUGAGCAUGCUGUACGACAUUGUCAUCAUCACACAGCAUUACUGCAUGUAUCAGAAUGAGAACGGUCGGCUGGCAUCCGAAGUUUAG
Messenger RNA from Monosiga brevicollis MX1, 1560 nucleotides. RefSeq lists its product as uncharacterized. Gene Ontology annotation, cellular component: vacuolar membrane. Gene Ontology annotation, molecular function: L-cystine transmembrane transporter activity. The coding region runs from base 1 to 1560 and encodes 519 amino acids. The transcript is spliced from 12 exons. NCBI's taxonomy places the organism in Eukaryota, Choanoflagellata, Craspedida, Salpingoecidae. The record is from RefSeq and is a predicted model, not a curated record. Gene Ontology annotation, biological process: L-cystine transport.